Molecule: messenger RNA, 1623 nt
Organism: Cajanus cajan (pigeon pea)
Lineage: Eukaryota; Viridiplantae; Streptophyta; Magnoliopsida; Fabales; Fabaceae
Product: putative transferase At4g12130, mitochondrial
Biological process (GO): iron-sulfur cluster assembly
Cellular component (GO): mitochondrial matrix
Molecular function (GO): protein binding
Source: RefSeq, a predicted model, not a curated record
GGCGAAGUUGAGUAGCGAGGAGCGGACGAGUGGAUGUGGAUCCCCUCACACGUCUUUCAUCGAACACCUAUCCAUCUCUAACAACGUGUCAACCCGCCAACUAGCCACGCAUCCAAACCUUCCCAACGUAUUCUCUAUUUUCUUCUUCUCCAUCUUUCCCCAAAGCAGCACUAGCCAUGAAUCGCGUAGCAUUGCCCAAAUCCAUUGCCCACCGUUUCAGAUGGAAGCAAUUCAGUAACCGUUGCGAAAGCCAGGUCCAAAGCGCUGGGCCCGUAGCCUCUCUCCUCAAGUCCCGCUCCGUUAUACGGUUCCGCGGGCCUGACACCCUCAAGUUCCUCCAGGGCCUGUUGACCAACGAUGUAUGGAGGUUGGGUGAAUCCAUUGGUGACAAAACCGAAAACUUGCCCACACCCAACGUCCCUGCCACCUCGGUUCCUCCUAUUUAUGCUGCGCUGUUGACUCCUCAAGGGAGAUUCCUCUACGACCUCCUUCUCUAUAAGCCUCCCACGUGCGACACCAUGCUCGAUCACACUGGCUCUGGCCCUCACUCCCACACCGAUCAACCCUUUCAUUUGUUUGCUGACGUCGAUGCUUCUAUCUUGGAUGAGUUGUUGCAAACCUUCAACAAAUACAGGUUGAGGUCAAAGGUUGAGAUUGAUGAUGUCUCCAGAGAUUUCUCGUGCUGGCAGCGAUAUGGUGCUGGCCUUCCUGAGAAGUCCUCACAAGUAGAAGAACCAGAAGCAGCCUCUGUUGGCUGGGGUGCUGGUUUGGAUCGUACUGCAAUGUCUUCUUCACAUGGGAGUGAUCAUGGGUGGCAAUGGUUUAAGGAUCCCAGAUUGGUCUCUCUUGGUUUUCGAGGAAUCUUCCCAUCAAAUAUAACUCCACCUCUAAUUGAGGUUGAUAAAGAGACUGAUGAACAGAAUUUCCUUCUAUGGAGAAUAGAGAAGGGAGUAGCAGAAGGAUCAACCGAGAUUCCAAAAGGUGAGGCAGUACCGCUUGAGUAUAAUCUUGCAGGUCUAAAUGCAAUUAGCUUUGACAAAGGUUGUUAUGUCGGUCAAGAACUCAUAGCCCGUACCCAUCACAGGGGGGUGAUUAGAAAGCGGAUAAUUCCUCUAAGAUUUCUCGAUAAUGAUGGGAAAGAGUUAGUAAACAAAGUUGUUCCAGGCUCAGAAGUAAUGAACACUGCAUCCGGCAAAAAAGCUGGCAUAGUGACUACUGCCCUAGGAUGUCGUGGGCUGGGGCUCUUGCGACUUGAGGAAGCUUUAAAGGGGUCGAGUGCUUUGUGCAUUCAGGGACAAGAGGAUGUGAAGGUUGUCGCCAGUAGACCAGAUUGGUGGCCUUCUGAAUGGCUUCAGGAUCAUGGACAGCAUGCUGCUUUUGCCUAGGAUUCUCAAUGCCGUUCAAAGGGCAAGUAUUUAUGAACAAUUUUGUAGGUGAAUGAAUAAAUUUGUAAAUGGGGCGUUAAUAUAAUACUAAUAUGCUUCCAAUUUGUGGAUUUUCUUGCGGAAUGAGUUUUAUUUUAUUGUAGUAACGGUAGUGUGUACCAUUUUUCCUCCACAGAACUCUUUCCAUAAAACAAUUUUGUCUUUCACAAAUUAGGAAUGAAUCAUGCUAUACUCUCUU